AUAACAGGCUUCUGUUUCCAGCACCACUGCACCACUUCACGGUCUGCAAACGUAUUAAAAUUCAUCGGAUCAAUUGAUGUUUAGGGUCUCCGAAGGUAUUUCAAAUUAUACAUUUUUGAAAAAUAUAGUUUCUGAUGGUGGCUGUGGGCACUUCGCUGCUACUUGUUUGGAAUAUACGCCUACCCGCCGCCGUUUUCGGGUCGUUAUGAUUAUGGAAACCUGCUAUUUGAGUCACGUAGUCCUAACCCGUCUUUCUCUGUUGGUCCUCUUGGUCGUUCUGAGACCCCUCAAUGCGUGGAUGUACACCUCCAGCAGCAACGAUAUGGAUAGGGUACUGGUAACGGGGGUAUACUUCUCUCCCCGGGUUACCAACUCUGAAGAAAUAACUGCCAUAACUGCCUUACCAAAAUACUUGUUUACUACUCCGGCAACUUCUACGGACUUUAGGGAGGUAUCAUCACCAUCAUCUGGAACAGAACUCCACCACAGAGUCAGGCAUUCCGAUGAGAGUGAGACACGGGCGUUGAGUGAAGACAAAUUAGCCACGGAACAAAACAUACGUCUCUCCUCGGGCUCAACCAGUUGGACAUCAGAAGGAACCCUUGGUUUGUCGACGGAGCAGAGGAGCUCUACCAUUGUAGUGUCUACAGAGGCUACCACACAGUGGGAGGACAAGACCAGACUAACACCAGACCACCUACCAGAGGCCUACUCUGGGCUCCCAGCACAGCUCAGGGCUUUGACUGAAACAAAACGCUCAGUAGAACUUAAGUCUGUGUCUGUUACGGAAGCCAGACCACCUCAGGACAGCCCUGAUGCUGACAGCAGUCUCAGAGUGGAUCUCAGAGAAGACCAAUCCACAACCCAAGACACCGUGGGUCUCAGCGAGAACCAGUCCACGAACCAAGGCAUUGAGGGCCUCAGAGAGGACCAGUCCACAAACCGGGGUACUGUGGGUCUCAGAGAAGACCAAUCCACAACCCAAGACACCAUGGGUCUCAGUGAGGACCAGUCCACAAACCGAGGCACUGAGGGCCUCAGAGAGGACCAGUCCAAUAUCCGAGGCACCAUGGGUCUCAGUGAGGACCAGUCCACAAACCAAGGCACUGAGGGCCUUAGAGGGGACCAGACCACAAACCGAGGUACUGUGGGUCUCAGAGAGGACCAGUCCAAUAUCCGAGGCACCAUGGGUCUCAGUGAGGACCAGUCCACAAACCAAGGCACUGAGGGCCUCAGAGAGGACCAGUCCACAAACCAAGGUACUGUGGGUCUCAGAGAGGACCAGUCCACAAACCGAGGCACCGUGGGUCUCAGAGAGGACCAGUCCACAAACCAAGGCACUGAGGGCCUCAGAGAGGACCAGUCCACAAACCGAGGUACUGUGGGUCUCAGAGAGGACCAGUCCACAAACCGAGGCACCGUGGGUCUCAGCGAGGACCAGCCCACAACCCGAGGCACCGUAGGUCUCAGAGAGGACCAGUCCACAAACCGAGGUACUGUGGAUCUCAGAGAGGACCAAUCCACAACCCAAAGCACCAUGGGUCUCAGCGAGGACCAGUCCACAAACCAAGGCACUGUGGGCCUCAGCGAGGACCAGUCCACAAUCCGUGGCACCAUGGGUCUCAGAGAGGACCACUCCACAAACCAAGGCACCGUGGGUCUCGGCCAAGGACAGUCAACAGAUACUCUCAGGCAGGAACAGUGGACCGACCUAGGAACCAUGGCUCUCCCCAUCCCUGUCCACACCGACCGCACCUACAUCUCCUCCACUAUGAGUCGAGCGGGAGAGAGGACCUUACUGUCUGUGAGCUCCAACAGCACCACCAUGUACCCUAAGGACUCCACCUUGGGCCUCCCGACCAGCCGCACCGGUGCCGGGGCUGGCGAUGUCACCGACAGGAUUCCCUCCACUGGACCUGACCAUGGGCAUGACGCUACGUCUGGGUCUGACUCUCACCCCCACUCCAACACCAACUCUUCACAAGAGAGGCCUGGUGGUUUGUCCUCCAGAGGGACCAACCCGCUGACUGAACCACCCAAUGUGACCCAACAGCAGGACCUCACCUCUCUGAUUUCGGAGGGAACCCCCUACUCCACCCCCCCUCUCAGUGUGGCUGAUAACCACAGCAGACAGGACACAGACACAACAGACUCCAGUCAGCCUUCCAGAGGCAGGACGUCCCAAACAGAAGAUGGGGUCCCUGAUUCUUCACAGCUCCCCUUCCUGUUUUCAGAAGGACCCAGUCAUCCCAGCACCAACACCUCUCAGGGAGGAGAUAGAGAUACUCCCUCCAUCAUGGUCACCGGGUCUGGCACUUCCACAGAGUCCUCCACAGGUGCCCUCAGCACUCAGGGGGGUCAGGGUGAGACAGAAGGAGUCACAUCACUCCACACAGAGGACACACCUACCAUCGUAGGUCUGGCUCUAACUACUGCUCACCCGACGCUACGAGAAAGUGUCACCGCCCUGGACGACUCCCUGUCCCGGUUCAUCUCAAGCCAGCCUCCCUUUGUCCCCAAGACAGAGCAGCCAUCGCCGGCGGUGAGCACAGAGGUCCUGAUGUCCACCACAUCCGUUACCGUUACGAUGACGUCACAGGUCACUGAGGAGGAGACCUACAGAUUUACUACGGCAACCAGCACCACACUGACACCCCCUCUGGUUACAACAAGGAUGGUUCAGCUUAGCACCACCUCUGUCGAAGCCCAGACUCAACCCACCACCAUCCCUACCACCAUUACCACUGAGACCACUCUGGGUCUCCAGACCUCUGCUUCAACCCCCCAGCGCCCAGCUACACUUCAGACCCAGACCCAGGAGCCCUCAACAGGGGUGAGCAUCACCAACGUCACCAGCUUCACCGAUGUAACCACCUUGUACCUGGAGACCAGCACGGCCACACCGGGGAACACCACGCCCCACAGCGGCCAGGACAUCACCACCACCACUACUACAGCCUCCUCUUCCUACAGCCACAGCAGCACCACCAGGAGCACAGUGGAACUGCACACUACAGGGAAACACACUGACAGGGGGACCACUGAGGUAGAAGUGACCACAGCUCCAAUGGACAUCAGAUCUACAACUCAGACACGAGGUAGUGCCUGUGAAUCCAACCCCUGUCUGAACGGAGGUGAGUGUGGAGAGACCUAUGGAGGGAGGGAAUUCACCUGUUACUGUCUGUCAGCAUGGACAGGACCUAGCUGCAAUGAGGAUGUGGAUGAGUGUGAGAUUGGCCCCGGCCCCUCGGGCCCAUGUCCCAGUGACUCUACGUGUGUUAACACCAGGGGCUCCUUCAGCUGCGAGUGUCCCCUGGGCCUUGACAUUGAGAACGGACGAGACUGCACGCGAGCAAAAACUUUCUUGGGGACGUUCAGUGUCAACAGCUCUCACUAUGACCCACUGCUCUCCAGGAGCGCCACACUGCAUGAGAUCCAGAGAGAGAUCAACCAGCUGCUCAAUGCCUCAUUAUCAAUUCUGCAUGGUUACCGGCGCUCUACUUUGAGUAAAAAAGGGGAAGACGGAGUUCAUAUCUCUGCUGUCAACAUGUUCUCCCUCUCUGCUGACGUGACCAGCUCUGAGGUCUAUGACAGCAUACAGAUGUCUCUGAACAACUGUAACAGCACUGCUGGACACUGCAGAGUGGUGGUCACUCACCAGCUCUCCUAUCAAGUUGAGAGUCUGUGUCUGGCCCAGAACACCCAGUGUCACCUAGAGCGUUCCUUCUGUGUCGACUCCAAUGGGACAGCCUACUGCCAGUGUCAACCAGGGUACUUCAAACUCAACCCUGAGGACCAGUCCUGCCUAGAAUGUGGUGAUGGUCUGAAACGGGUCAAUGGAACCUGUGUCAGGUGCACAUUUGGAUUUGGAGGAUUCAACUGUGGAAAUUUCUACAAGCUGAUAGCUGUGGUGGUAUCGCCAGUAGGGGGUGCCCUACUCCUUGUUCUCAUCAUCGCUCUCAUUGUCACCUGCUGCAAGAAAGACAAGAAUGACAUCAACAAGAUCAUUUUCAAAAGUGGCGAUUUUCAAAUGUCGCCGUACGCAGAGUUCCCAAAGAGUAACCGUGUUUCUAUGGAGUGGGGGAGAGAGGCCAUCGAGAUGCAGGAGAACGGUAGCACCAAGAACCUGCUACAAAUGACAGACAUCUACUACUCUCCUGCGUUACGUAACUCUGACCUAGAGCGUAACGGCCUCUACCCGUUCUCUGGCCUGCCAGGCUCCCGUCACUCCUGUAUCUAUCCCGCCCAAUGGAACCCUUCGUUCAUUAACGACGACUCACGACGUCGGGACUACUUCUGACGCCCAGCUACCCCACCUCUGGUCCUGCCUAGCCAGCCAACCCCACCUCUGGUCCUGCCUAGCCAGCCAACCCCACCUCUGGCCCUGCCUAGCCAGCCAACCCCACCUCUGGCCCUGCCAAGCCAGCCAACCCCACCUCUGGCCCUGCCUGGCCAGCCAACCCCACCUCUGGCCCUGCCUAGUCAGCCAACUCCGCCUCUGGUCCUGCCUAGCCAGCCAACUCCGCCUCUGGCCCUGCCUAGCCAGCCAACCCCACCUCUGGCCCUGCCUAGCCAGCCAACCCCGCUUCUGGCCCUGCC
Messenger RNA from Oncorhynchus masou masou (cherry salmon), 4599 nucleotides. RefSeq names its product protein HEG-like. The record is from RefSeq and is a predicted model, not a curated record. Gene Ontology annotation, molecular function: calcium ion binding. Gene Ontology annotation, biological process: heart development. Bases 77 to 4300 code for a protein of 1407 amino acids. NCBI's taxonomy places the organism in Eukaryota, Metazoa, Chordata, Actinopteri, Salmoniformes, Salmonidae. The transcript has 14 exons.